CGAGUUAAGUUCGAUAUCGGCAAACGGUGGCAUUGUGAUGAUGUCCGGUAUACCGGUAACCGGUUACCGACCGUUUACCAGCCCUAGGCAGACUAGGGAGGAUCAGUUGAAUGAAGGCAGAGGCCCGUCCAGUCAUGUCCGAGAAGGCGCAUUGGUUGGGAUGCCUAAGGAAACAGGGAUGAGGAUUGAUUGCUCAUUAGGCGCCUGGCACAUGUCAUCAUGGAGAACAGCGAGACCAGGCGCCUAGGGCAAGGAAACGAUAUGGUGAUGACGUGGAAGUCCGUACGGUAAGAUAAACGAUGAACAGUUAUAAAUAGUGUGGUUGGUAACCAUUUACUCAAUUUGGCUUCUCUCACUACACUUUUAGGGAAAUUACUUCUCUCUCUAAAAGAAGAAGCUGACUUGAUCGUUGGAGGACUAACGGGCCACGAGGCCCACCUCUGUGUGUAGGUAAUUCCACGUAGGCAAAGCGGACAGAGUAAAGAAGGGAGAUCAAGGAGGCUCCAACAGUUAUAAAUGAAUCCAAGUGACAUCUAAACAUUGGACAAAUAAAUAAACUUUGAAAAGUUUAGAUAUUGACAUGUCAUAAUAAAAAAUUUGUAUACCAAAAUGUAAUAAUCCAAUGGUAUGCUUUGUUAAAAAAAUGAAUUUCAGGACCCAAAUUGUAAAACAUACAAUAGGCCGUAAACUGUACUUUGACAACAAUCCAUCAAUCCAAUAAAUUAUGGAUCAAAUGAAUUGGAUUUAAGUAGAUUGGAUUAAUUGGAUAUUAAUAUGGAUGUAUUGGAGUGGAUACAAGAUUGUCUACUCGUAUAUUCCAACAAUUUAUUGGGUAUUGGUAUUUGCAGCACAAAGAAAAUUUACACCAUGAUUCAAUUUUGUUGAAAAGGCACCAGAUCAAUUUGAGGAGCAGAGUUGUAUUAAAAAUGUAUUGUAUUAUCAUAAUCUACACGUUCAAUUUGAUAUAUUUCAAAGUUUAAAAUUUGAUUUUAUAACGGAUUGAAUAAAUACUAAUAUGCGUGAAUAAAUAUCAAAUUGUGUGACUAAACAAUAUUGGUUGCGUGAAUAAUCUACUAUUUUGCGGGAAUAAGCUGAAAUUUACGUAGAUAGAUGAAAAAAUACGCUUAAAUUAGGUGUUUUAUCUCUAGAUGUUCCAAGAGAUAAAUUUGUUUUUCCAUGUGGCCGUUCUCUUUUUCGUUUUCACUAUGAAUGGAUUGUCAGUUCCCAAUAGGUUUGUUUUAAGCUUAACUACAGUCUACAGGUGAUACUGUCCUUGUUUUAAAUCCUAGCGGUGGCCAUUGGCCAAUACCUCCGACGAUUAGAAUUUCAUUGCCGCCCGGCCGCGGCGCCGGCCGGCAAUCGGCUAGCAUUGCCGCCCCAUUUAAGAAUAUCACAAAAUCGAUCGAUCGAUCCCCUAUAUAUACAUCAUCAUUUUCCCCUAGCAAAAAAGCAGAGUCUUAGAAAGUCUCACUUAACCAAAGAAAAACACUAACAAACAACUUCGAACUGUUCAAACCUUGUAUUGAACACGUGAUCAAAUAAAUAAUCCCGUUCCAUUUUGUAGGUUAUCUUCUCCGGCCACUUCUGUUUGUUUUCCAGCUAUAUAUUGUCUUGCAGUACCUACAUGAUCUCUAUGUCCUUACGCUCUCGUCUGGAUAGUUCCUGGCCCUUGGGAAAUGACAAUUGACAUGUGCUUCCCACAUAGUAUAUAUAUGUAAGCUUAUCAUAUCAUAACCAUUUGAAGAAGAAGAAGAAGAAGAAGAAGAAGAAGAAGAAGAAGAAGAAGAAUGUCAAUUGUCAGGGGACUAAUCGUCGUCUCGUCGCUAGUGAUGAUGAUCGGUGUGGACGCCUUUGAAGAUGAUUUCGUGUACAGUUGGAACUUGACCAACUUCAACCCAAAGAAAGAGACCGCUUUGAACAACUGCCUGAAUGCUUUCAAAACUCAUCUCGAGGUUGAUGUCUAUGCGGAGCAGAUUGGUAACCGCGACCGCGUGAUCGCUUAUGUCGACGGCGAGACGGUGGGUCUCUACGCUAGGGUUCACUGCAGCUUCGACGACUAUACUUGCUACCAGUGUUUGCACGACGUCCUCUCGGCGAUAAACAAAUGCUGCGCCCGCUCCUACGGCAUUGACAUCAGAGAUGGUAGGUGCGCGAUGAGGUACGAGACAUACUCCUUUUGAUUUCGGGGUCCGAUAUCGAUUUCAAGAAAUCCACAUGUGAUCAAUUACUUGUCUUGAUGUAUUAAUUUUUGCUUAAUAAGAUAAUUGUGUUUUCGUGUUUCUAUUUGCUCUCUGUUUCAACCAUGUCUAAAUAUUCCAAUACUGUGAAUUUGAUAACCGGAGCGUCACACAAAAGUCAAUUACAAAGAUCGAGGUCGUACACAUGCAUUGAAUAGAUGUGUGCCAAAAUUAACAGAACGACCCUUAUAGAGGAAAAAAAACUAGUGACGUAGUUCGAUUCUCUAUAAAUAUGAUUGACUUUAAUUACCUAAUCCCUCCUAAUUAAGAAGCUCUCCUAGCUUGUGUGCGACAAGGCCAUGGUUGUGAUCCGUAUCAGCACAGUUCUUGAUUAUGUCGAUUGCUGUUGAGGAAUUCUUGUGUCCUUUUUUGCCAAGUAAUUUUCCAGACCUUUACCUGCUCCGAUCCCUUCAAUUCUGCCCUUGUAAUAGAGCAUGUGCUCGUAUUUGAAGUGAAAGCUCUCCGGUUAUCUCUUAAGAGUCCUCCUGCUAAUGCAUUUCCUUUCGAGGCAGUCCAACUUCUAUUGCUUUAUACUUGAAUCCAACCUUCAUCCGGUGGCUUCCACAAAGUACUGGAGCAUGUGUUGCAUUUUCAUGGAUAAGAUAAACUUUUUCAUGAAACCAUGCAAGGUUUUCAAGUUCAAACAAUGCAUCACUCGGUCUCGUUUGCUGGAGCAUAUGUCCGUUAUUUUCCUUUGUACUGGUGGUGCCCUAUUGAAAUAACGUAAUUGUGUCACCUAAUUGACUUGUUAUUGUAAACGAUUGACUGUUUUCUACAACUCACAGUGAAUUGAAAGUCACUGUAGCAAGGUUCUAAAUUAUAUAUGAGACAUAUAUUUGAUUUAUUAAAAUACUAUGAGUCUCAAAUCACUGUAUGAGUAAUGGAAAAGCCAACUAAUAAGUUGCUCAUGAUCAACUGAUUAAAUUGACUCUCUAGUUGCUAUAUUGACACAACUAGUAAUCUCAAAACGAAUUAAGUUUAGUUAUAAUGAGGAAUACAUGCAUCCGACGAGGGGACUUUAUUGGGCCGGCAAUCGGCAAUGGCAAUACAAAAUAACAAAAAUUCCCCAUACAUGUUAUCAGUACCUUCCGUAGGGGAGAAGCAACUUCUCUGGGAAAAUUUCACACUACCAAAGACAAAAACUAGUGAACAUAUUACACUUACAUUACAUAGCACUUAUUAAUUCGCACGUGAUUAAAUAUUUCGUUCCAUAUAUAUAUGUAUGGAACUCUAUGUCUAUGGCCUUACGCAAUUUUGUUGUUUUUGUUUGUUUGUGCUUCAAGUCAUAAUGUUUUGUUUUGUACUUGCGUGGAUCUCUAUAGCCUUACGCGUUAUUCUGACACUUCCGGCCCUUAGGAAAUGACAAAUAAGAAUCUAACCCUCAUAAGAAUUGGGCAUGAAAUGGAAGGAUACAAUCAGUAGGAAUUGAUGGCAGCUGGACGCUAGGGAUGAUGAUCGGAAGUGCUGCUGGAUGAUGGAUUGAUAUGGGAUUGAUAUUUAAAGUCAUGAGCAAUAUAGUGUUAGUUUACCA
This is a messenger RNA of Linum trigynum, 3768 nucleotides long. The record is from the annotation of a GenBank genome assembly. Lineage: Eukaryota; Viridiplantae; Streptophyta; Magnoliopsida; Malpighiales; Linaceae.